Messenger RNA from Rhipicephalus sanguineus (brown dog tick), 2421 nucleotides. RefSeq names its product tudor domain-containing protein 7B. Lineage: Eukaryota; Metazoa; Arthropoda; Arachnida; Ixodida; Ixodidae. The transcript has 15 exons. The record is from RefSeq and is a predicted model, not a curated record. Bases 1 to 2358 code for a protein of 785 amino acids.
AUGGUCCGUGUGGCAUUUUUCAUGUAUGACAUUUUGGUACUGCCAGCACCGCUUCUGAUGAGCAGCAGCAGUGGCUCACACGAUGGCACUGACCACGACUACGUCCUUCUUUCAAGCGAUGAGUCGAAAAUGGACAUCGUUUUUGUUGACCAUGGUGGUAGGCAGACUGUUUCUCGAAGUCUUGCUCUGCAGAAGAUGGAUUUUAAGUUUUUCCGUUUACCCUUUCAGGUGGUGCGCUGCCGCCUUGCCGAUUUGGAGGAUCUUGAGGAUGACGAGGAGGUGAACGAACUGGUGCAUAAACUUCUGUAUGGCAGGUCACUCGUUGCCAUAGUUAAGGACAGGAAACCUGAUGUCACUGCCACGUUCUACGAUAAAGCUACUGGGGAUGUCAGUCUCAAUGCCCUGUUGGUGAAAAGUCUUCCGGCCAUAAGACUGCCAGAACCUGAACAAAUGACAUCUGUGCGGCUCAGUCACAUUGACCAGGAAGGGAACCUCUAUGUGCAGCUGCAGGGGUCCAGAGUGAAAUACAUGACUCGUCGCAUGGAAACUAUUGGCAACUGCAUAACGAACGAUAAGCACCAGCCUGCAGAAGUACUUCGGAAAUCAAAGCUGUAUGCCUGCAGGAAGGGAGCCUCGGCCAUAUUCUAUCGGGCCCUUCUCGUCUCUGGCGUGCGAACAGUGGACGACAAAGUGCUCGUGAGACUUGUUGAUACUGGGGAGGAGACUUUCGUGUACGCUGCAUACCUUUUUGAGCUGGUGGUCUUUGGGGAGACCAUCAUGAGCUUCCCACACCAGGCUAUCCUCUGUCGCCUGGCAGACGUCGCACCUGAUUUUUGGACACCAAAGACAAUAUUUCUUCUGGAAGAAAUGAUUCCUGUGGGCCUUGAUGUGCUGCUGAAGGUUGUCACGCCAGGAAUGAACGGCUCAGAGCCCCUGGUGUCCAUAUUUAAACGCGUCGGGUCAAGCAAUGAACUUAUCUCCGUCAAUGCUACAUUGACAUUGUCUUCUGAGUUUUCAAGACAACCAGAAAAAAAGACCCGGCGACCAUUUCAGUGGCCUCCAAUCUCGAGAACUGCUCUCCAGAAAGCAGCGGAAGCAAAAUCGGCCGAGAAGAAGGAACUUCUCACAAAGACUUUUAAUGUGGAGAACGCUGAGCAGCAAGCGACCAAGGUGGUUACUAAUGGUGCUGCUGGAGACACCUUCAUGGCAUCACUAGCUAAGACAUUGAUUGGGACGUGUGGGGCGAAAGGUGCUGGCCCAGAUAUCUCCGGCACUGCCUCGCAGUUGUAUGAUCUCAAGGGAGACCUGCUGGUGCCACCCAUACUGGAUGAGGAAAGCUUGAAGGGCAAGCCCCUUCCAGUGCCUCAGCUCCCCACCCCUGUGUAUUUCCUGGAUGUCAAGGUUACGGAUGCUGCCAAUCCACAGAGCUUCACGCUUCAGUUGGUGGACAAGAGGGGACAGCUGGAGGCCCUGAUGUCGGAAAUGCAAAGUUAUUAUGCUGGAGAGGGUUCCACCACUUUCCCUAGGGGCCUGCCUGAGGCGCUGCUCCGCAAAAGCCACUACUACGCAGGUUAUCAUUCGGACAAGAUUUGGUACCGUGUGCUGGUGCAAAAGGUGUGCGAGUUAGUGCCCGCCGCUCUCUUGUAUGAACACGCUCUCAGUCCGCAGUUUAGUCGUACCAAUACUCAUUCUGCAAUCGUUCAUUGCAGCUCUAAAGUGAGCGCCGAGACGCUGUACGGUUGCAUCGAGAAAGUGUUGCUGGCGUCGCAGCAGAAGCCCCGCCACUUCGUCGAGACAGUGGACCUGCAGGUCGCGCUCAAGAAGUACAACGCCAAAAGGGGCAAGCGUUUGGAGGGCAGCGUCAGGCUGCCUCACAAACCGCUGAAGAAGUUCCAGGUAUGCGUCCUCGGAGAUGACGUUCACUGUGUUGAGGCCAAAGAAAACGAGCUCGACUGCAUUGACCUUGCAAGCCUGAAGAAUUUGAGCAAAAAAGCGAAGCCGGCAAAAAAACUUGUCAAGAAGUAUCGUGGCUUCAUGGCGUCUGAGUCGGUGAUAAACAGGAUUCCACGUUCGUUGGGCCCUCGUCUGCACAGGAUGCGAAAGUUCCCCACGCUUUUGACCCACGAGGAUUCGAUGCUGGCCAAGCUUGAUGAAGUCCGGGCCACAAUCAAGUUCAACGUGAAGAAGGCACCGUUCAUUGGAGUUCCUGUUGGGAACGUCAAGAUGAGCCCAGAUAUUCUGGCCGAGAACAUCAACUUUGCCGUCGACCACAUAGUACCUCUUCUGAAGAGAGACUGGCAGAACGUUCGUUCUUUGCACAUCAAGUCCACCAUGGGUCCCCCCCAGAAACUGUACUGAGUCCUUUUUCCGUGUCAAGCAUAACCUAAAUUCCUAUCAAUAAAUGUUGUACACCUUAUAAGA